Messenger RNA from Belonocnema kinseyi, 1810 nucleotides. RefSeq lists its product as uncharacterized. Bases 201 to 1412 code for a protein of 403 amino acids. The transcript has 4 exons. Gene Ontology annotation, molecular function: protein binding. The record is from RefSeq and is a predicted model, not a curated record. NCBI's taxonomy places the organism in Eukaryota, Metazoa, Arthropoda, Insecta, Hymenoptera, Cynipidae.
UAGGCAGAGCCUACACCAGAAACUUUAGAAAUCCAACCUAACCUCAAACUUUCGGUCGACACUCGACACUUCAGUUUCAGUACACGGGGGGCUGAAUUGGGCUGAACCAAAAACAGGGGGUGGGCGUUCGGAUGGUCGCAAAAAUCAUUUUAAUUGCGACAAAUUUUGUCCCCGUGAUUCGUGAUAAUUCGUAAAAUAUAAUGUGGAAGUUUGUGGCUCGUGGAAUUCGAGAAUCCUUCGAACGUCGCGCAGGUUGUCGCACGAAUGUUUGUUCCCAAACUUCGCAAGACAAUAACGCGAAAGGCGAGGUUAAGACGAGCCUUGUUUGCAAUCAAAAGUUCCUGCCUCCGAGUUUUUCGACAUUUACCAACGGAUUUUUCAGUUCUGCAAAUUCCAGGGGUACUAAGGAUAAAAAACACGAGUCAAAAUGGGAUGCUAAGCACAACUGGACCGAAGCUGUCGGUUGGUCAAGCGUGCUCGCAGUUGGUUGGGUAGUUUGCCAAUCUCUGUGUCUACGUAGGAGGUUCUUUGAGAAGGAUCAGCGCCAAGAGUCUGUCUACGACAAAAGAGUCUUGCAAGUACCAGAAGUCCACCUCAAACACUUGUUGACUCAAGUGUUAAAUUUGAAGCCCCACUUCGUGUUACCCACCGCUCAUUGCAUAGGAAAUGACAAUGAAAAAGUCGAUGAGGCUACAGAAACGGACUGGACACCAUCAAAACCCUACGGACCACUCACCGCCGAAGAGACUUUGAAGGAAGCCGAAAACAAAUUCUUCCACACUCACAGAAUUGCAAUGGGAGAAUACGAACUGCGUUUGGGAAUUAUAGCUGUAAAAAACAAACGUUACGAUGAAGCCAUCAAAAAUUUUGCGACUGGAGCUAAAUUGUCUUCUUCAGGAAGCACAUUUAAUCUAGGAUUGUGUCACGAGUUAGGACUCGGGACCAGCGUUAACAACAAAAAGGCGGCGAAAUACUAUAAAAAGGCUGCAGAAAUGGGACAUGCAGAUGCGAUGUACAAUCUUGCCGUUUUUUACGCGCAAGGAAGAGGCGACUUUUCAAUCGACUUCGAUAGGGCCCGAACUUUAUUCAAAAGAGCAGCAGAUUUGGGCCAGAAAGAAGCAAAGCAUGCUCUCGAGUUAGAGGCGAAGCACCAGGUCGAAAAAAUUUCGAACGAAGUUCUCUCUCUCUCAAAAAAGAAUAUUUUCUCCAUAAAGAAAGUCCACAGUGCUAUAAAAAGUAGCCUUAGUGAAAUAGUAAAAUACGAAGACACUUUUAUCUCGAAAUCGAGUGAGAAAUCAGGUUUUUUAUACAUCGAAGAGCAACCAGAUGGUGACAAAAAUCCUACCGAGGUAUUUUUGAACAUGCUCGGUAUUAACGAGCAACCUCUCGUCGAUACGAUUGCGAAUUCUUAAUUUUAAUUCUAAUUUUAAUAUUUUUGAUCAUUAAAAAAUUGUUUUUGCGCGCGAUCUCGUGCUGCAAAUAUCUAAAGUCGAUGAUGCCAUGUAAAUAGAAAGUAAUAUUGUUUACUGACUGAUUGUAGAAAAUAGGAUUUCAGGCCCUUAAAUUGUAUUCUUUUAAAUUUUAAAUGAUGAGAAUUUAUAAAGACUGACUUGGACCUAAAUCGAAAAACAUAACCGUUUCGUAUUCUCAUCAUCAUAUGCGUCAAGCCUCGAUAAAUCUGUAACGCAAUUUUUCUCUGAUCUACAUACUUAAAACGAGAAAUUGCAUUCUUUUUCUGGCUCUCACGAGAAUCGCCAUAAUUUGUACAUAAUGCGUACUCAGUAGGAUUAAAAUAAAUUGAUGUAAUUAA